Molecule: messenger RNA, 897 nt
Organism: Helianthus annuus (common sunflower)
Lineage: Eukaryota; Viridiplantae; Streptophyta; Magnoliopsida; Asterales; Asteraceae
Exons: 1
Coding region: 1-897 (298 amino acids)
Source: RefSeq, a predicted model, not a curated record
AUGGAGUCCAAACUUCACCCUGCCCUUAUCGUUUCUAACAUCAAAACGCAUGUUCUCAUUAUCUUGGAAAAAGACUCAACACAUUAUACCACCUGGAAAACCCUCUUCAAGGUGCACUGUCAAAUAUAUGAAGUGCUCGAUCACUUAUCUCCCAAACAACCCGUUCCCAAACCUACUGCCGAAUCAUCUGAUGAGGCUGCCGCCGCCAAAGCCGAGGCCGCCGUCCGUGCGGCUGAUAACUUAUGGAACCAACUGGACGCUGUGGUUCUCCGGUGGAUAUACGCCACCGUCUCUGCGCCUCUUCUACACAUAAUCUUGCAACCGGGUCAGACCACUCAUGCCGCUUGGUUCGUAGUUGAAAGUGAAUUUAAUGACAACAAAAAUACUCGUGCCAUCUUCCUCGGCCAAGAAUUUGCUAAUCUGUCUCUCGAGAACUUCUCCAACAUGGCCGAUUAUUGUCAGCAUGCGAAGCACCUAGCCGAACAACUCAAGAGUGUCGGGUCUCCGGUUGAUGACCGGAUGUUGGUCAUCAAAAUUCUCACUGGUCUUACUGAACAAUACGAUAGCAUCUCCAUAGUGCUUCAAAACCGAGACCCUUUACCGAAUUUCAACGAGGUUCGGUCACGGUUGAACAUGGAGGAACAAAAGAAGAAAUGGCAGGCCACUCGGGGUUCUCAGGCUGCCGCCACUUCUCUCGCCACAACCACCGCCACCUCGUCCAACGGUGCCUCCCAACAGCAACCUAGUUUCUUUCACCCGUUCGACAGGGGGUGUGGUCAGAGUCGCGGCGGACAUGGCCGCGGCCGCGGCAAGUCCUACUCGGGUCGUGGCUCCAACCGGUACUCCAACCAGCAACAAACCCCGACCCAUCCAUACAUUGUUUUCCCGAGUAAUUGA